Molecule: messenger RNA, 318 nt
Organism: Funneliformis geosporum
Lineage: Eukaryota; Fungi; Glomeromycota; Glomeromycetes; Glomerales; Glomeraceae
Source: the annotation of a GenBank genome assembly
AUGAAUGCGUUAGGUAUUUCAUCAGAUGAAAAAGAAGAUAUAGAGGAAAGGAAGAAAAUAAAUAUUAUGGAAAAAAUAAAUUUAGAAGUUCAAAAAGUAUUGAAAAAAAAAAUCAAAUUAAAAGAUUAUACUAUUUCAUACAAGGCAUUUAAUGCAUAUGAACCUUUGAAUACAUUUGAAAACAAGUCAGACUUUCAAGAAUUUAUUAAUGAAUAUCAGAAGGUAUCUUUAUCUGAAAUAAAAAGAUGCAGAUCUCAGCCAAAUCAAGUCCAAUCCGAACUAUGUAAAAAGGAAAAUAAUCGUAAGACAAGAAACUAA